AUGGCGACCAACGCUGUACCGGACACGCAAUUGGGCCUCACCGCGGAGGAAAUCCAGCUCCUGCGCCAAGGUCAGGCAGCGUUGGGCGGGAGCGCCGGCGGAGGCUCGACGAGCUCCCGGGCCGCCAGCAGAGCUAGCAGCCAAGGCCUGUUGCUGCUCGACAGCUCUUCCCUCACGGCUCUCGGCAGAUACUUUGACCGGCUGAUGGCCGGGAUAGAGCAGAACAUCCGCUACCUCAGUGAGCAGGCGCAGAUGUUCACCCAAGUCCAGUACGACCGGGCGGGCAACAUCAUUGACGGCGCCGACGCGGAGAUCGCCCGGUACACGGAGAUCCUGCGCCAGCUCGACGAGCUCGAGGUUGAUUUUGACCGGAUAGCUCACAUCAAGGAGAUUGUCAAAGGGUACCGCCAACGGGUCGAGGAGCUCGAGAGAGAUCUGGAGACGAGCGGCUCGUCGAGCCGACACCACAAACACUCAUCACAUCAUUCAUCGCACCGUCACGGAGCCGCUCGCUGCGGCUUGCGUCGCACAUGGCACGGGUUGGGCGGCGUACUGGUACGCAUCGCGUGCAUAGCGCGGGAGACAAACAGAGGCCACGGGGCCAGAGGAGCAAUCGGAAUUCAACCGGCAGCACAAGACGUCACGGAAGAUGCCCGGGCACAUGGUACCACAGCACUGGCUGCUACGAUGCACUUUCCACCCUACUCGCCCGGAAGCGUGCUCACGGGUUCUGAAAUGUACGAGGGAGGUAUUUUGAAGUUGAAGUUUGGACUGGAUAACACACAAGAUGGGUCGAGGCCUCGCGGCUGGGCAAAGAUGGAAAUCGGCCUCACGGCUCGUUGGAACUCUGUUGAUUUGGCGUUGGUUUACGCAGCUGUUUUCGCGAUUACUUGUUUCCUUUUGUCACCCUUUGGCGACCACACGCUAUAUGCUGAGGGGCUCACCCUGCUCUUACCGUUUGCGCUUGUUUCGGAUGCCGGAUACAUCCCCGCUUUGGGGCGCACCGCCAUGGGAGGGCUAGAAAAUUGGUGUUUCUCACGAACAACCCACCAAACUUGGCCGAAUGUUUUGUUUUUCCCCUGGGGGUUGGAUGCCUGUCAGCGAGGAGGCGGAUGUACGUCUUUUUUGUCACGUUUUUAUACCCAGUGGACCUUGUUCCAUGAACAUUUUUGGCCGCUCUCCCAGCAUUGA
This is a messenger RNA of Purpureocillium lilacinum, 1191 nucleotides long. RefSeq lists its product as uncharacterized. Gene Ontology annotation, biological process: endosome organization. Gene Ontology annotation, cellular component: BLOC-1 complex. The record is from RefSeq and is a predicted model, not a curated record. NCBI's taxonomy places the organism in Eukaryota, Fungi, Ascomycota, Sordariomycetes, Hypocreales, Ophiocordycipitaceae.